CGACUGAUUCGUUUGUGGUUUGUGAUCACGCGAAUUGUGUGUAUAGUUGUGUUGUGGUUAUGUUAAACCGUUAAACUCAGUCAGCCAGUGCGAAUAACGGAAAAAUACGAUCAAGUCACGAGAAGUUUUUCUUUAUCUCGCAAUAUCUGCAUUUCGUGACAAUUUAUGUAUUAUUAAUUAACGAACUCCUAAUCCAAAUUGACUUAAAACGCUUUCAACACAAAUUCAUUAACGAAAACGAAACAAAAACACAUAAUGGUUGCUACCUGGGAAGAUUUUUACGCGAAAAACCCACCGCCUACGGAUUUUGAAAAAUCUGAAACCCUUAUGAAAGAAUUUACGCUACAUCAUGCAAAAAAAAACACUAAAGUUGUUCUAAUUACGAGUGGGGGAACGACGAUACCGCUGGAACGCAAUACGGUUCGUUAUGUUGAUAAUUUUAGUGCAGGUACCAGGGGCUCCAUAUCAGCUGAACAAUUUUUAGAAUUUGGAUACGCUGUUAUAUUUAUUUACAGAAUAAAGUCGCUCGAGCCUUUCUCCAGACAUUUUACAGGCCAGAAACUUCUUGAAAUGCUUGAACCAACUGAAGUCAACCAUAAAAAAACAUUGUCAGUGAGGUCGGAAUAUUCGGAUAAAAUAUGCAAUGUGUUUGCAAAGUAUAAAGAGGCAAUAAAUGAGAAAAAAUUACUCCAGAUCGGUUUUACCACACUUUCUGAAUAUCUCUGGCUUUUACGAUCAGCUUGUCAAGCUCUGGCUCCUAUAAAACAAAUGGCAAUUUUGUAUUUGGCUGCUGCUGUCUCCGACUUCUAUGUGCCAGUUGAUGAAAUGUCACUCCAUAAGAUUCCAUCGAACGGUCCACCAACGAUAUCUUUACAUUUGGCGCCAAAGAUAUUAACUCCUUUGGUGAGUUUGUGGGUGCCAAAAGCAUUCGUAGUAUCUUUCAAACUGGAGACCGACGAGAAACUUUUGAUCUUGAAGGCGAGAAACGCACUCAUCAAUUACAAACACAAUCUUGUCAUAGCCAACAUGCUUCAAAAUCGUAAACAACAAGUCACAAUAGUAGACGGCGAAAAAGAUUACGUAAUAUCGCUUACGGACGAACAAUUGAACAAGGGUGAAGAAAUUGAGAAAUAUAUCGUAAUCGAUUUAGCAGAAAAACAUUCGAAUUUCAUUAGAAUGGCACAAGAGCAGACGUAAUUGUUGGAAUUUUUAAAAUACCAUUCAAUAACUUGUUAAAAGAUUUUAUGACACUGAUUGGAUCACGGGGACAUGAGAAAAGCUUUUUAAUGUUCAGUACGCAUUUUGUAUCAAUAAUUUUAAUAUUAUAUGAUUAUGUAUAUAUAAACACUUUGUACAAGAUAUUAAUUUCAAGAACAUAUGGAACUUUUAAUCUCAUA
This is a messenger RNA of Venturia canescens, 1397 nucleotides long. It is a transcript of the gene Ppcs, whose product is annotated as phosphopantothenoylcysteine synthetase. NCBI's taxonomy places the organism in Eukaryota, Metazoa, Arthropoda, Insecta, Hymenoptera, Ichneumonidae. Gene Ontology annotation, cellular component: cytoplasm; nucleus. Gene Ontology annotation, molecular function: phosphopantothenate--cysteine ligase activity. Bases 256 to 1197 code for a protein of 313 amino acids. The transcript has 6 exons. Gene Ontology annotation, biological process: coenzyme A biosynthetic process. The record is from RefSeq and is a predicted model, not a curated record.